Messenger RNA from Pezoporus occidentalis (night parrot), 12530 nucleotides. RefSeq names its product zonadhesin-like. The record is from RefSeq and is a predicted model, not a curated record. Gene Ontology annotation, cellular component: membrane. The coding region runs from base 366 to 12428 and encodes 4020 amino acids. Gene Ontology annotation, molecular function: protein binding. The transcript is spliced from 60 exons. NCBI's taxonomy places the organism in Eukaryota, Metazoa, Chordata, Aves, Psittaciformes, Psittacidae.
UUUUUGAGUCACUAAUUCCACAAGGGCUUCACUGUGUUGUUUUUCUUGGCAGGAUCAAGCAAAGACCAGCUGGUAGCUUGAGAGCAUGGGAUCCUGAAACAGCUUACCUCACCAGAUGUGAUUUUAACAACAACUCAAGACCAUUUUGUGACUGGACCCAGCCUUGCAAUCCCAACCAGGGAUUGUGGAUACGAACCAAGCAUGAUACUCCGACUGAUGGAACGGGUCCUGAUGGAGACUAUCCUGACGGAAAAGGCUAUUUCAUCUACCAAGAAGCAAGUAAUCUGAUCCCAUUUGACACUAACAGACUUGAGAGCCCAGAUAUUAUAGUGUCUGAAAAAAUAUGCAUAGAUUUCUGGUACUAUAUGUUUGGGUCAGAAGAAAUGAAUGAGCUGAGAGUGCUUAUCCAAGACAGCAUGGGCGAGUCUGCAGUGUGGAGUCAGAAAGGAAGCCAAAAUUCCUUGUGGAACUAUGGUGCCAUCACUCAUAGUUUUCUAACAGAGAGAAAGAUAAAGGUAAUUUUUGAGGCUGUCCGAGGACUGACAGAGUAUGGGGAUACGGCACUGGACAAUGUGAGAGUAAGGGAUGGAUCCUGUGAAGCUGUCGCUACCCCUGUACCACCAACAACUGCACCAACAGAAUCUACACCAUCUUCAGUGACAGAAGCAAUUUGCAGUAUACAUGGAGAUCCUCACUAUGACACAUUUGACAAGCAGCUUCAUGACUUUAUGGGCACCUGCACUUAUACCCUCUCCAAGCUGUGCGAGAGCAACAGUUCGCUGCCCUAUUUCAACAUAGAAGCAGCCAAUGAGCACAGGGGAGGCAACACUCGCGUGUCUUACAUCCAAUACGUGGAUGUUGAUGUGUAUGGCUACAGGAUUAAUCUGGGUAAAAACAGAGUUGUUAAGGUUAAUGGAGUCAGCCAGGUGCUCCCUCUGACCUUGGUGCAGGGUGUCAGUAUUUCCCUCAGUGGGCAGUAUGUGGUGGUUACUACUGACUUUGGGCUGAAUGUCAGGUUUGAUGGAAAUCACAGAGCACAAAUCACUAUUCCCAGUACCUAUAUGUCUAAAGUUUGUGGAAUAUGUGGAAAUUAUAAUGGGCACAAGGCAGAUGACUUCCUUAACCCAGAUGGAGAGAUGGAAACAAACUCAGCCAGCCUUGGCAACAGUUGGCAAGUUUACAAUGAUUCCAGGUGCUUGCCAGAUGAUGGUCAUACUCCAAGUUGCACUGCUGAUGAAAAACAUGUCAUCCAAAGCAAUGAAUAUUGUGGUCUGAUCACAGAUCCCAGUGGUCCAUUCCAGAAUUGCCACUCAGUAAUUGAUCCACAGAGUUAUUCUAAAGCCUGCCAGUAUGAUCUCUGUGAACUUCAUUUGAACAAUGCAGCCCUCUGCCAAAACCUGCAGGCUUAUGCAGACAUGUGCCAAUCUGCAGGAGUCCAGCUGACACCGUGGAGAAAUGCAACCUUCUGCCCAUUAGCCUGUCCAGUCAACAGUCACUAUGAGCCAUGUGCUGCAGCCUGCCCUGCCACCUGUGUGGACCCAAUAGCACCAUACAGCUGCAACCUGCCGUGCGUGGAGGGCUGUGUGUGCGACAGCGGGUACCUGCUCUACAAUGACCAGUGCGUGGCCAGCCAGCAGUGUGGGUGCUGGCACAACGGGCAGCACUACCCCGUGGGCUCUGAGUUCUGGACAGACAACACCUGCUCGUCAAAGUGCACGUGUCCCGCGCGGGGAAGCAAAGUCCAGUGCUUUAACGCCUCAUGCCCUGCGGGCCAGUUCUGUGGGGUGCAGGAUGGGAGACCCGAGUGCCUCGAGCAAUCCUACGGCAUCUGCCAUGUCCACGGUGACCCUCACUACAACACCUUUGACAAGGUGACGCACAACUUCAUGGGCAACUGCACCUACACCCUGGCCAAAGUGUGCUCCAACACCACCUCCCUGCCCUACUUCAACGUUGAGGCCAAGAACGAGCAUCGUGGGAACACCAGAGUGUCCUAUGUGCGCAAAGUCCUGGUUGAGGUGUACGGGGAGCGCAUUGCCAUUGUCAAGCAGGAGAAGAGCCAAGUGCUGGUGAACAAUGUGCGCCAGACCUUGCCGGUGAGUGCAGCGGGAGGUGCCAUCACGGUGAGCAGGAGUGGCCGCUACAUUGUCCUGGAGACAGACUUCGACCUCAGAGUGUCCUACGACACUGACCACUCGGUGGAGGUGAAGGUGCCCACCACCUACUUCAACCUGACCUGUGGCAUGUGUGGGAACUUCAACAACCGUAGGGAGGACGAUUACAUGAUGCCCAACGGGCAGCAAGCCGCAGACUCCAAUGAGCUGGGGGAGAGCUGGCAGGUCCCAGAGAGUGACUCACCUUGCGGUGUCCCCGACCCCUCCCCACCCUGCAGUGCAGAAGAGGAGAAGCUCUACGGAUCGGACCAGUUCUGCGGCAUGCUGACCGCCAGUCCUGGCUCUUUUGAGAAGUGCCACGCUGUGAUCAACCCGCAGAGCUACUUUGAGACCUGCCUCUAUGACCUGUGUGCCCUGAAUGGUGGCCAGGAGGUGCUGUGUGCUGCUCUGGAGGCCUACGCUGACGCCUGCCAAGCAGCCGGUGUGACUCUUCUUCCCUGGCGGAAUGCGACCUUCUGCCCUGUUGCAUGCCCUCCCAAUAGUCAUUACAAUCCAUGCACCAGUGCUUGUCCAGCAACCUGCAUUGACCCUCUUGCAUCAAAGAACUGCAGCAGACCUUGUCUAGAAGGAUGUGAAUGCAGCAAUGGUUUUGUCAUCAGUGGUGGAGAGUGUGUGUCCAUGAGCAACUGUGGCUGCCUUCAUAAUGGCAGAUAUUAUGAGAAAGGAGAAGCCUUUUGGCAAACAAACUGUGCAGGCCAAUGUAUAUGCGCUGGAAAUGGCACUGUAGUUUGCAAUUCAGACACUUGUGAAGUAAACGAAGUUUGCAAGGUGCAGAAUGGACUCCUGGGAUGUUAUCCAUUGAAUCCCAGCACCUGCCACAUUUUUGGGGAUCCACAUUAUAUAACCUUUGAUGGGAGACUCUAUCAUUUCCAAGGAGACUGCAAUUAUACUGUCAUUGAGACAUGCACAAAUUCUUCUGAAAGGUUUUCAGUGACAACGAGAAAUGAACAUAGAGGAAACCCGAACUGGACUGCCUUGAACUCAGUUGCUGUCACACUGAAAAAUCUUCAUAUUGUUUUGCAGAAAAAUAAAGAAACCUAUGUGAAUGGAGUUCGGGUUUAUCUUCCUGUGGAUUUGAAUCAUGGAGCCAGAGUAGCUAUAAAAGGACAUUAUGUGGUCAUUGAUACCUCUGUAGGGAUACAGGUUAAGUUUGAUGGUGACCAGGAGCUUUUCAUUCUGGCUGACGAAAGCCUCAAAGGACAGCUGUGUGGUCUGUGUGGGACAUUCAAUGACAACCAACUGGAUGAUUUUCUAAGACCAGAUAAAGUCAUAGAACAGGAUCCAAAUAAAUUUGGUGACAGCUGGUUAGUGAAGGAUGACAACAGGACGUGUAGUCCAGUUGCAGUUGUACCACCUACUUGUGACACAGCAAAAGAGAAAGAAUAUGAAGAACUCUGCAAAACUAUUUUGAAAAAUAGUGGGCCUUUUCAGGUCUGCCAUUGGCACAUUCCCCCACAGCUGUACUUUGAGAGCUGUGUCUAUGACAUGUGUGCUACAGAGGGGAAUUCUGAUCAGUUUUGCCAGAUUUUAGAGGCAUAUGCUGCUGCUUGUGAACUUAGAGGUGUAAAUCUGGGUGAAUGGAAGAAAGAUACCAUCUGUGCUGCACCAACAGCCUGCAAUAUGUCCUGUACAUUUGAUGUCGACUUCUGUGAGUGGAAACAGGCUACCAGUGACAACUUUGACUGGACAAGGCACAAGGGGCCAACACCCACACCAAAUACUGGCCCUUCCCAUGACCACACAACUGGAGAGGGCUACUAUAUCUACCUGCAAGGAAGUAAACAAGAACCGGGUGAGGUAGCACAAUUGGUCAGUCCAGUGUGCAGUUCAGAAGGACCACACUGCUUCCGCUUCUGGUAUCACAUGUACGGAGAGGCUGAAGCAAUGGCUCUGCGGGUGUAUGUAGUUAACAAUGAAACAUCAACACUGGAAUGGAAAGAGGCUGGAAACAAAGGGGACAGAUGGAACUUGGGAGAGGUCACGGUGCACAUCAAAGGAAACAUGCAGAUUGUCCUGGAGGGCAUGAUAGGUGAAGAUUUCCAGAGCGAUAUAGCAUUGGAUGAUCUGUCCAUUGAAAAAGGAUACUGCACAGGAGAUGUAACACCAACAACACCAGGUACCAUUAUCACAUCACCUUCAGAAGACAAAACCACAUCAGCACCCAUGCCAGGCUCAGGGACCUGUGUGGUAGAAGGAGACCCUCACUACCACACGUUUGACAAUCAGCUGCACCACUUCAUGGGCACCUGCACUUACACCCUCUCUAAGCUGUGCGAGAGCAACAGUUCUCUGCCCUACUUCAACGUGGAAGCAGCCAACGAGCACAGGGGAGGCAACAUUCGCGUGUCCUACGUCCAAUAUGUGGAUGUCGAUGUGGCUGGCCAGCGGAUAAGGCUGGGGAAGGGUGGUUCGGUGACGGUCAAUGGAGUGGCAGAGGUCCUGCCUUGCACCCCAUCCGCAGGUGUGCAGGUCUCGGCCAGUGGGUUCUACACUGUGGUCACAACAGACUUUGGCUUGAAAGUGAAGUUUGAUGGGAGCCAUCGGGUGGAGGUGACGCUUCCGAGCACCUUUGGGCAGAAGGUGUGUGGCAUGUGUGGCAACUUCAACGGGAUGGCAUCAGAUGACUUCCUGAACCCGGAAGGGGUGCUGGAGCCAGACUCCACCAGCCUGGGCAACAGCUGGCAGGUGUCCAACGACAGCAGCUGCUCAGCCGGACCACUCCCCACCCCAGCCUGCAGUGAGACAGACAAGGAAGUCAUAGCCAGCAGCCACUUCUGUGGGCUCCUCACCGACAGCGGCGGCCCGUUCCAGAUGUGCCACGCUGUGCUGAGCCCCAGCAGUUACUUUGACACCUGCUCUUAUGACCUGUGCGAGCUGGAGCUGGACCACGAAGCCCUGUGCAAGAGCUUGCAGUCCUACGCGGAUGCCUGCCAGUCGCUUGGUGUCAAGAUACCUGUGUGGAGGAACGCAACCUUCUGCCCUGUCACCUGUCCAGCCAACAGUCACUACGAGCCGUGUGCUGCAGCCUGCCCUGCCACCUGUGUUGAUCCCAUGGCUCCUGCCAGCUGCAGCCUGCCGUGCGUGGAGGGCUGUGUGUGCGACAGCGGGUACCUGCUCUACAAUGACCAGUGCGUGGCCAGCCAGCAGUGUGGGUGCUGGCACAACGGGCAGCACUACCCCGUGGGCUCUGAGUUCUGGACAGACAACACCUGCUCGUCAAAGUGCACGUGUCCCGCGCGGGGAAGCAAAGUCCAGUGCUUUAACGCCUCAUGCCCUGCGGGCCAGUUCUGUGGGGUGCAGGAUGGGAGACCCGAGUGCCUCGAGCAAUCCUACGGCAUCUGCCAUGUCCACGGUGACCCUCACUACAACACCUUUGACAAGGUGACGCACAACUUCAUGGGCAACUGCACCUACACCCUGGCCAAAGUGUGCUCCAACACCACCUCCCUGCCCUACUUCAACGUUGAGGCCAAGAACGAGCAUCGUGGGAACACCAGAGUGUCCUAUGUGCGCAAAGUCCUGGUUGAGGUGUACGGGGAGCGCAUUGCCAUUGUCAAGCAGGAGAAGAGCCAAGUGCUGGUGAACAAUGUGCGCCAGACCUUGCCGGUGAGUGCAGCGGGAGGUGCCAUCACGGUGAGCAGGAGUGGCCGCUACAUUGUCCUGGAGACAGACUUCGACCUCAGAGUGUCCUACGACACUGACCACUCGGUGGAGGUGAAGGUGCCCACCACCUACUUCAACCUGACCUGUGGCAUGUGUGGGAACUUCAACAACCGUAGGGAGGACGAUUACAUGAUGCCCAACGGGCAGCAAGCCGCAGACUCCAAUGAGCUGGGGGAGAGCUGGCAGGUCCCAGAGAGUGACUCACCUUGCGGUGUCCCCGACCCCUCCCCACCCUGCAGUGCAGAAGAGGAGAAGCUCUACGGAUCGGACCAGUUCUGCGGCAUGCUGACCGCCAGUCCUGGCUCUUUUGAGAAGUGCCACGCUGUGAUCAACCCGCAGAGCUACUUUGAGACCUGCCUCUAUGACCUGUGUGCCCUGAAUGGUGGCCAGGAGGUGCUGUGUGCUGCUCUGGAGGCCUACGCUGACGCCUGCCAAGCAGCCGGUGUGACUCUUCUUCCCUGGCGGAAUGCGACCUUCUGCCCCCUGCUGUGCCCCGACAACAGCUACUAUGACCCUUGCAUGACUGGCUGUCCUGCCACCUGUGUUGACCGACAAGCCCCGCAGAACUGCUCCAAGCCCUGCAUGGAGGGCUGCGCAUGUACCUCUGGCUUCCUUCUCAGCGGAGACACGUGUGUGCCCGAGGCCCACUGUGGCUGCCUCUUUGAGGGCAACUACUACAGCGAAGGCGAGUAUUCUGUGAGCGAGGACUGUGCUCGCCAGUGCCGCUGUGAAGCCAAGGGCCAGAUGGUUUGCUCUCCGUUGUCCUGUGGUGAGGAUGAGGUCUGCAAGAUCCAGGACGGCCAGAGGGGCUGCUACCCAGCCAGCACCGCUCUCUGCCACAUCUAUGGCGACCCGCAUUACAGCACCUUCGAUGGGAAGCUUCACCACUUCCAGGGCUCUUGCAACUACACAGUGGUGACAGGCUGUGACAACUCCUCCGCUGGGUUCAGUGUCACCACCCGCAACGAACAUCGUGGCAGCCUGAGCUGGACAGCUCUGAACUCGGUGGCACUGUCCAUGGAAGGCCUCCACAUUGCCCUGCGCGAGAACAAGGCGGUCUACAUCAACGGUGCUCUGGCCUCCCUGCCUGCUUCUCCUGCCCCCGGUGUAAACAUUUCCCUGAGUGGCUCCUACGUGUGGGUUUCUACCGAGCUGGGCCUGCAGCUGCUGUUCAAUGGGGAUGAUGAGCUCCUAGUGAAGGUGUCUGAGAAGCACAAGGGCAAGCUGUGUGGGCUGUGUGGGACGUACACUGGGAACCAGCAAGAUGACUUCAUGCGACCUGAUGGGGUUGUCGUGCCUGACUUCAAUGACUUUGGGGCCAGCUGGAUGGUGCCGGAUGAUGAAUGGCCGUGUGACCCAGCCAUCAACCCGCCCCCGUCCUGCUCCCCCUCUGAGGAGGAGGCAGCUAACAAGCAGUGUGCAAUCCUCACGCAACUUGGUGGCCCGUUCCAGCCAUGCCAUGCAGUUGUACCACCCAAGACGUACUUUGAGAGCUGUGUCUAUGACCAGUGUGCCACGGGCGGCAGCACUGAGCAGCUCUGCAAUGACUUGGAGGCCUAUGCUGCAGCGUGUGCCGAGGCAGGCGUUGCCCUGGGAGACUGGAGUGCUGGCACUGUCUGUGCAGCUCCUACAACCUCGUCCCCGUUGCCAGGCACCUCAACGCGGCCUCCACAUACAACAAGAUCACCAGCGCCUGGGACGAGCACAGCUCCCACAGCAGACUGCAAUUUUGAUUGCACAUUCGACAACGACUUCUGCGAGUGGGUCCAGGCAGAUUACAGCAGCAUUGACUGGAUGAGGAACAAGGGUCCGACACCCACGCAAGAUACGGGUCCGUCCUCUGACCACACGACGGGAGACGGCUACUACAUCUACCUGCAAGGGAGCAAUGCCCUCCCUGGCUUUGUGGCUCAGCUGGUCAGUCCGGUGUGCAGUUCAGAAGGACCACACUGCUUCCGCUUCUGGUAUCACAUGUACGGAGCGGCUGAAACAAUGGCCCUGCGGGUGUACGUGGUUAAGGACGAAGACCUAGAGCUGGUCUGGAGCAGCGUUGGGAACCAUGGGGACAGAUGGAACAUGGGAGAGGUCACAGUGCACAGCACAGGAAACAUGCAGAUUGUCCUGGAGGGUGAAUGGGGUGAAAAUAUCCGCAGUGACGUAGCGUUGGAUGAUCUGUCCAUCGAAGAAGGAUCCUGCGAAGAUCCAUCGACACCAAAACCCACGCUCCCCUUGCCAGGAACUACAACACAGCCUCCACGCACGCCGUCACCACCAAGACCCACACCGAGUUCAGGUCCAUCCACCGGAGAACCUGGGACCACCUUGCCAAACACAACUCAGCUUCCUCACACACCAAGACCCACACCAAGCUCAGGUCCAUCCACCGGAGAACCUGGGACUGCCUUGCCAAGCACAACACAACCUCCUCAUACACCAGGACCCACACCAAGCUCAGGUCCAUCCACCGGAGAACCUGGGACUGCCUUGCCUAGAACAACACAGCCUCCUCAUACAUCAAGACCCACACCAAGCUCAGGUCCAUCCACUGGAGAACCUGGGACUGCCUUGCCAAGCACAACACAACCUCCUCAUACACCAAGACCCACACCAAGCUCAGGUCCAUCCCCCGGAGAACCUGGGACUGCCUUGCCUAGCACAACACAACCUCCUCAUGCAUCAAGACCCACACCAAGCUCAGGCCGUGCUUUCUGCAGUGCCUCUGGGGAUCCACAUUAUAACACUUUUGACCACAGAGUUCAUAAUUUCAUGGGAAAUUGCACUUACACCCUCUCCAAAGUGUGCAACAUCUCUGAGGGGCUUCCAUACUUUGAUGUAUCCACAACGAAUGAACACAGAGGAGCCAACACCAAAGUCUCUUAUGUGAAGUCAGUGCAAGUGGAAGUCUAUGGCAACCAUAUAUCUUUGCUGAAAACCAGGAAAGUGAAUGUGAAUGGCAGCAGGAUGAACCUGCCUGUAUAUAUUGAAAAGAAGAUCAGUAUUCAAAGCACUGGUGGAUAUGUUCUCUUGGAAACUGACUUUGGACUGUGGGUGAGAUAUGAUGGAAAUCACUACGCAGAAAUCUCUGUGCCUUCUGAUUACAGUGGUCUGCUCUGUGGCCUCUGUGGUAAUUAUAAUGGUGAUCCAAAUGAUGACAACAGAAAGCCCAAUGGUGACAUUGCAAGUGGUUCCACUGAUCUUGGACAAAGCUGGCUUGUGCCUGAGAAUAACACCAUAUGCUCCAGUGGAACAAACCAGCAGUGUGAUCCUGUGCUGGAGAGUGAAGCAAAGAAGAACACAGCAUGUGGCAUGAUCACAGACCCAACAGGAAUCUUCAAGGACUGUCAUUCCAGAGUGCUUCCAGAUAAUUUCUUUGACAACUGUGUUUAUGACAUGUGUUUCACUGAUGGACAGGCAACAUCCUUAUGCUAUGGACUGCAGGCCUAUGCUGAGUCAUGUAUCAAUGCUGGGAUAUGCAUAGAGUGGAGGAAUGCUACACUUUGCCCAAUGUCCUGUUCUGGAGGCAGCAUCUACAAGAGCUGUGGUACUAGGUGUCCCUCUACCUGUUUGAACAUCUCAGCAGCUGAUUCAUGCAGUUCCUUGCCAGUGGAAGGUUGCUUCUGUAAGGAAGGCUAUGUUUUGAGUGGAGACAAAUGUGUGCCAGAAAACAGCUGCGGUUGUGUUGAUGAAAAAAACCGGUAUCAUCAGCUGGAUGAAAGCUGGUUUACCAGUUAUCCCUGCACUGAACGCUGCACCUGCAAGGCUAAUAACACCAUCAAAUGCACAUCCUGGGAGUGUGGAGUCCAAGAGGAAUGCAGUAUUCAGGAUGGAGUACUGGGAUGUCAUUCCAAUGGCCAAGCAACAUGUCAAGUGGCAGGAGAUCCCCACUAUUUCACUUUUGAUGGAAUGAUGUACACUUUUGUGGGUACCUGCACCUACACCUUGGUUGAAGUUGUCAACACCAACAGUGUUAUUCCUAUAACCAUCCUUGGCAAGAAUGAAGACAGAGGACUAAGAGGGGCCACAUACCUGAAAGAAGUCUACAUAGAUGUGUAUGGUGUACGAAUCACCCUUCAGAAAAACCAAGGAAUCCUGCUGAACAAUGAGAGAGUCUACACUCCAUUGGAGAACCGGUUGCAAGGCGUGUCCAUUGGAAAUGUUGGCAGAUUUAUAGUAGUGGAAACUGACUUUGGUGUGAUAGUAAAAUAUGAUGGCAAUCACUACCUGGAAAUCACUCUCCCACAGUCUUAUUUCUCAAAGGUACAUGGCAUGUGUGGUAAUUUCAAUGAUAAUCGUGAAGAUGAUCUGUCCUUGCCCAAUGGUACACUCGUCAGUGUCCCACAGUUUGGAAAUAGCUGGGAAGUGGAGGAAGACAGUGAUGAAGGUUGUUUAUCAGACUUAAGAGAAGAUGAUGUUCCUCCUUGCAUUUCUGAGAGUAAACCAGUCCUUGAAAGCCAGUGCAAUGUCCUAAAAUCAGACAAUUUCAAAGCAUGUCACGAUCUAGUCAAGCCUGAAGACUUCAUACAGAUCUGCAUCUAUGACAUGUGCCAGUAUGAUGGCAUGAAGUCUGCCCUCUGUGACAUAGUUCAAGCCUAUGUAGACACCUGCAGCAAUCAUGGAAUCACCAUUAAAUGGAGGAAUAGCACGUUCUGUCCAUUGCCCUGUCCAUCCCACAGCCAUUACACAGACUGUGUCUCCCUGUGCCCAUCAACAUGCAACGACAUUUUUGCUUCUUCCCUUUGUGAGAAGACAGAAGAGUGCACAGAGGGCUGUGAAUGUGAUGAUAACUAUGUACUCAGUAGUGGCAAGUGUGUACCUCUGAGCAAUUGUGGCUGCAGGGAUGAUGACGACAAUUACUACACUGCUGGGGAGACCUGGAUAACUCCACACUGCACCAAAAGAUGCACAUGUCAGAAGAAUGGUGUCAUUAGAUGUGACAACUAUAGCUGCGAUUCUAAAGAAAUCUGCGUGAUCAAAAAUGGAAAACACAAGUGCAACCCAACAGGUUUUGGGAAAUGCCAGAUCAUGGGCGAUCCACACUACGUCACCUUUGAUGGUCUAGUGCACCACUUUCAAGGGAAAUACACAUAUAUUCUGGUUCAGACCAUCCCUGACCUACCUGAUACCCUGACGCAGUUCAGCAUUGAAGGCAUGAACUAUCCUUUUCAUCGAAGUCGACACAUUACUAACCUGAAGGAGAUUCUUGUCAAUGUUUACAAUCACACAGUGCGAUUCAGGCAGAACAAGCAGCUUGUGUUGGAUGGUGUAAGAGUGAUACCACCUGCUCAUCCUCAUGAAGGUAUUCGUAUAUAUCAGAGGACAACAAGAAUUUACCUGGAAACAGAUUUUGGCUUAUACGUGAGCUUCGAUGGCAAUCAAAAUGCAGAUAUAAAGCUGGCCAACACCUACAGCAACAGAGUGGAAGGCUUGUGCGGUGACUUUGAUGGAAGAUAUAAAAAUGACUUCACAAAACCAGAUGGUGUUUGGGUGAAGAACGUAAAUACAUUUGGUGAGAGCUGGAAAGUUCCCGUGACAAGAACAACCUCUCGCCUCAGGCGAGAUGUCAACUCAGAAGAUGAGUCUGAGGAGGAACCAGAUCCAGGGCUCUUCCAAGGCUGCAGUGAAAAUAAGCUGGGACAAGAAAACAGAACUUCGAGAUGUCAUAUCCUGAUUGACUCGAAUGGUCCUUUUGUAAACUGUCACUCCAUGGUCUCACCAGAUUUCUAUUUCACGAGCUGCCUGUUUGAUAUGUGUGUGGAAGGAGAUGAGGAUGCUACCUUAUGUCGCAGUCUGGAGGAGUAUGUGCUGACUUGUCAGCUGCAAGGAGUCAGUAUGGAAGGCUGGAGGCAACAGACAGAUUGUGGUAUAUCAUGUCCUGCCAACAGCAACUACAGCUCAUGCAUGUCUGCAUGCCCAGCAUCCUGCAGUGACUUGACCAGCCCCUCUGAGUGUGAAUCACCUUGUCUUGAGGGCUGUGAAUGUCUCCCUGGCUAUGUUCUUAGUGGUUUUCAUUGUGUGCCUUACAGGCAAUGUGGCUGCACAUACCUUGACAAAUAUUAUGAGAUUGGAGAAAUAUUCACCACUGAUGACUGCUCUCAGAGAUGCCAGUGCACAGAAAGCUCCACUGUCUUCUGCUCAAACAUAGUGUGUGGAUCUGAUGAAAUCUGUGGCAUUUCAAAUUACAGUCGUGGAUGCUACAGGAGUGGACCAUGUAUGCCAAAUCCUUGUAAAAAUGAUGGAGUUUGCUCUGAAACUACUGACAGCACCUCUCUCUCCUUCCACUGUGAAUGUUCAGAACUGUACACAGGACAAACCUGCGAGGCAGAAAAGAGGGUCUCUGCCACAGAGGAUCCCGAGAACCACACGGUUGCCAUAGUCAUUGGAAUUGUGGCAGGUGUAGUUGUUGUCACCAUUCUCAUCUCCUCUGCAGUGUACCUGUACAGAAGGAAAAGAAAGAUGGAUACACAUGAGAUAUCAAGGAAUUCUUUGAAACAGCCCGGGAAUGUACUGGAUGACAGAGUACAUGAGCACAAUUAUGGCUGCAUUGUGAACAAUGCAUUUGAUCAAAAUGAAUCCCAAACUACAUACCUAUAGUUAGCAAUACUUUUCCAAUUAAUUUGUAUUACUUUCUGCUCUUGUAUUUUAAUAGUAUUUCUAAUAUUUUGAGAAUAAAUAAAUCAUUGCAUUUGCUGAAAA